Molecule: messenger RNA, 3298 nt
Organism: Rhipicephalus microplus (southern cattle tick)
Lineage: Eukaryota; Metazoa; Arthropoda; Arachnida; Ixodida; Ixodidae
Product: valine--tRNA ligase, mitochondrial
Biological process (GO): valyl-tRNA aminoacylation
Cellular component (GO): cytosol
Molecular function (GO): valine-tRNA ligase activity; aminoacyl-tRNA deacylase activity; ATP binding
Source: RefSeq, a predicted model, not a curated record
GGUGUUCUGUGGUACUACUUCCUCCGUAUGUGAUAGUUUUCCUUCUCUAGUGUAUAGGUGUUCUGUGGUACUAUGGUGUCGACCAUGUGGAGUUGUCUCCGAGCUACUCUCUGUGCUUCUCAAGAGUGUUUAUCCAUGACACUGGUGCAGGGUCUCGAGGAAGCAGACGUAACGGUCAUGGAAUUUGCUGUAAAUCAUUGUGGAAAACCUGGAAAAGUCAGGGAAUUUUGAAAAAGCAAAUUGGUAGACACCUUGACUACAUGUCUAGGGCCUCUACAACUGCUUCUGGCAAUCCGCUUCUGAAGGAUGUUUCGGGCGAGUUCCCAAGGGUGUACAACGCUCCAGAUGUGGAGGCUGGCUGGUUCGACUGGUGGGAGAGUGCAGGCAUUCAUGCCCCUCCCAAGGAGGCAAAGGAAGAAGGCACAUUCAGCAUGGUGUUGCCUCCACCGAACAUCACUGGUGAUUUGCAUCUUGGCCAUGCACUGACUGUCACCAUACAGGACACAUUGGUGCGCUGGCAUCGUAUGUGUGGCAAGCGAGUGGUGUGGGCGCCCGGCUGCGACCAUGCUGGAAUUGCCACUCAGCUGGUCGUAGAGAAGCAGCUCUGGGCUGAGCAGGGGAUCACACGGCAGCAGCUGGGACGUCGGGCCUUCCUGGAGGCCGCUCAUGCUUGGAAGAAGCAGAAAGAAGCCAACAUUCUCAGGCAGCUCAAGAGGCUCGGUGCAUCUCUCGAUUAUUCGCGCUACAUGUUCACCAUGGAUGAGUCCAUGAAUGCAGCGGUCACGACGGCAUUUGUGCUGCUCUUCGAUGCGGGUCUUAUCUACCGGGAAAAAAAAAUGGUGAACUGGUGCUACUGGCUACAGUCAGCCAUCUCGGACAGCGAGGUCAGACAUGUCCCCAUAUCUCCUGGUGAAAAAAUAAAGGUGCCUGGAUCAGAGGAUGGAGUUGAAGUAGGCUUCCUUGAGAAAGUUGCCUUUCCUAUUGACAACUCUGAGAUCGAGGUUGCAACCACCCGACUAGAGACGAUGCUUGCUGACACAGCUUUGGCUGUCCACCCUGAAGAUGCCCGUUAUGCUCACUUCAUCGGGCGCAGAGCGAGACAUCCCAUAACCGGCCGAGACCUGCCUGUUCUGGCUGACAGCCUAGUGGACCGAAGUUUUGGAACUGGGGCCAUGAAGGUGACACCUGGCUAUAGCAAGGUGGACUAUGCACUUGCCAAGAGACACUCUUUGCCUGCCCUAGAGUGCUUUGAUGACGAGGGUAUGGUCAUUGAAGGCUACAAUGCAUUCACUGGCCUGUCACGGUUCCAAGUGCGAGAUGCCAUCCGCGAACGACUGCAGCAGAUAGGGGCACACCGCAGUCGCCUGCCCUAUGCAACUACUGUGCCUGUCUGCAGCCGCUCAGGAGACCUCCUUGACUUCCGGCUCAAGCCACAGUUCUUCCUCAGACUUGAACGGCUCGCACAGGAGGCUCUGCAGGCAGUGGAAGGUGGAGAGCUGGUGCUUGAGCCAGACCAUUGCCGGAAAGCCUGGCUGGAGUGGCUCACGAAAACAGAGGACUGGUGCAUAUCUCGUCAGCUGUGGUGGGGCCACCAGAUACCAGCCUACAGAGUGCUCAAUGCCGAUAGCGAGGAGGUGUGGGUAAGCGCAGCAACUGCGCAGGAGGCGGCUACCAAGGCUGCUGUGAAGCUGGGAGUGGAGCGGGAGGAUGUGCUACACUUGCGACAAGAUGAAGAUGUCCUGGAUACGUGGUUCUCUUCUGCUCUUUUUCCGUUCUCUGUGUUUGGCUGGCCACAAAAUACUUGCUCCCUGCACCAUUUCUACCCACUGUCUCUGAUGGAGACUGGACAAGACAUCCUGUUCUUCUGGGUGGCACGCAUGGUCAUGCUUGGCAAAGAACUCACCCAACAGCUGCCUUUCACUAAGGUGCUUCUACAUGGCAUGAUCCGAGACUCGGAAGGGCGUAAGAUGUCAAAGUCUCUUGGAAAUGUCCUUGAUCCACUCGACAUCAUCGAUGGGAAGUCUAUACAGGACAUGGAAGCAGCAACUUAUGAUCUGCAUCGGCGAGGCUACAUUGGUAGAGAAGAACUGUACACAGCAUUAAAAAGUCAGCGGAAGGCAUUCCCCAAUGGCGUCACCAAGUGCGGCAGUGAUGCUUUGCGCCUGGCUCUGCUUCUAUACGACGUCACAGCAACCAACGUCAACUUUCAAAUGAAGGAUGCGGUCUACUGGCUUCACUUCUGCAACAAGUUAUGGCAAGCGACGCGGUUCUUUCUGUCAGCUGCUGAGAAGCUUGGCAGCUCUCCCCAGUUCAUUCCCCUUUUGCAGAUACAGUCACAGUUGAGUGUCAUAGAUCGUUGGCUUCUGAGCUGCCUUGCACAUUUUGUCAGCACCUGUAACAAUUCUUUGUCAAGCGGAAGAUUGCACCAUUUUGCUGCUGCCAUCCAAACCUUCGUUGUUGCACAGCUCUGUGAUGUGUAUCUGGAGAGUAUGAAAGCAGCAGUAUGGGAGAGCCGCACCUCAGAAUUGGAGCGAACAUGCAGUGUCCUCUGGGUGGCUGUGGGCACCACACUACGCCUCAUGGCACCUGCAGCACCAUUCCUCUGCGAAGAAAUCCACCAGCGUCUGUCUGCAGUGUUUGGAGACAAAAACAUUGCCAGUAUUUGCACAGCUCCUUAUCCCACCACUCAGCAGUGGUCUUUGUGGAGGGCGGAAGACUUGGAGCAUAGAAUGCAGCGCACCUUGGCCAUUGUUUCGUCACUGCGCAGUGCCAGGCUGUCAUGUGGGUUGAAGCAGCCCAGAGCAUUUAUCAAGAUGGAGGAUGAAAAUGCUGACUUUGUACGCCAGCUAGCUCCGACUAUGUGCCACUUAGCAAAGCUACAAGAACUCACGGUACUCAGCAGCACCACUUUGCCAUGGGAUCCACCGAGUGAGGCCCACUGGACACGGGCCAUGGUGAACUCCAGUGCAGAUAUCUACAUUGAGACGAAUAAAGAAGUGGUUCAGAUGGCACUGCAGCAGCGCCUUGAGAAGCUCCUCAAUAAGGUCAACUUUCUGGAGCGGCGACAAUCACAUCCAAGAUAUAGGUUCCAAAACUCUGCAGCAGAGCAGGCCACGCACACUGAGCAGAUUGUCAACCUGAAGAAAGAAAUUGCAAUGCUGCAGGAACAUUCUACAGGUGCAAUUUCGAAAGACAAAGAAUGGCACAAGGUGGACAGUCCUUGUGAAUAAACGUGACCCCUGUGAUUUUGUUAACGUUCUUUUUGAAAUAUAUUGUUUGUUUUGUUUGUAUUCAACAA